AUGUCUCACCAUCAUGAUGAUUAUGCUAACAACAUCGAUGACCAGCUUCUCAGUGUAGCCAAACAAGAAGUCAUUGAUCAUCAUGAUCUUGACGCUCGUGUCAACCUAGAACAGAUUGCUCAUGCUGCUCGAAUGGAUCCUCAAAGACAACAAAAUCAACAAAGCCAUCAACAUAGCCAGUCGCAGAACUUUCUGAACCACCAUUAUCAAGGUGUGGAUCCAUCGGAAUACAACAUUCAAAUUCCAGAACCUAUAGUUGACUCCAAGCUGAAGAUAUAUCCGGUAUCGGAAAACACUAUUACUGCUGAAGGUAACUUGAUCACCAGACCUUACCCUGAACAAGCGUUUCAUUCGCGUGAUGAUCUUAACGAUUACAUCCAUGAAUUUGCCCGCGACAAUGGUUUUGGAGUGGUGAUUGCGCAUCUGAACAAGAAGGCCAUCUACUAUACUUGCGAAUUAGGUGGCCGAUACCGCCACAAAAAGGGCAAAAGUGCCGAAGCCGAAGUCAGUAAUCAGUACAUGGACGCAGCCACCAAGACGAAAAAGUUGCGGUGCCCCUUUUCCAUGACGGCUUCGUACAAAAAGUCUACUGGUGUAUGGACACUUAGAACCACUUGUAACGAACACAACCACCCACAAUUGGAUCCGUUGAGUAACCACCCAAUGUUGCGUAAACGGUCCGACGAAUUGAACCUCCUCAUUUUGGACUUGUACAAGGUGGGCACCAAGCCGUCGCACAUCGAGUCGAAAAUCAAAGAACAAUUUCCCGACGUCUUGAUCAAGCGAGAAGACAUUUAUAACGAGAUCCGUGGCUACAAACGGAAACUCAAAAAGGCUCGCUACUUGCAGGGACCUCCCCACGACGCCAGCAAUCGUGGAUUCAAGAAAAGAACAAACGCAAACUCGUUCCAGCAGGUGGAUUUGGACGACGACAAUGAUCCUCCUAACGACCAGGUGUUGCAGUUUGAACUCCAACGCCAACACCAGCAGGACGCUGAACUCCAGAGACAAUUGGCUGCUCAUCAUCAUGGCCACCACCAACACCAUGGUCACCUCGAUGACCAUCAACUUCAGUACCUGAUGGAUGGAGGGAAUGGUGACAGCACCACUGCCGCUGCGAUUGCGGCCGUGGCCAAUGCCCAUCACGACGACCUUGGUAUGGACAAUAUCGAUAGUCGCUUGGUGGGCGAGUAG
Messenger RNA from Meyerozyma guilliermondii ATCC 6260, 1194 nucleotides. RefSeq lists its product as uncharacterized. The record is from RefSeq and is a predicted model, not a curated record. NCBI's taxonomy places the organism in Eukaryota, Fungi, Ascomycota, Pichiomycetes, Serinales, Debaryomycetaceae. Bases 1 to 1194 code for a protein of 397 amino acids. The transcript has a single exon. Gene Ontology annotation, molecular function: DNA-binding transcription factor activity, RNA polymerase II-specific.